Molecule: messenger RNA, 1434 nt
Organism: Ectocarpus sp. CCAP 1310/34
Lineage: Eukaryota; Phaeophyceae; Ectocarpales; Ectocarpaceae
Source: the annotation of a GenBank genome assembly
AUGGACCAGUCUUCCGUGGCUGCAGCGGGUGCAGCCCUGGUGGCGUCCGUCGGGAACAUGACGACGUCCGCGACGAACAAGCUGCAGGAUGUCUCCCGGAAGGUCGCGCUGGCAAGGUUGCUGGACGACAAGAGCAGCACCAGCACCAGCACCAGCACCAGCAGCGACAAAGCUGUCGACGGCAAGGAAAACAGCAGCGUUAACAGCACUGCAAGCCGAGAUCUCGCGGGCAGGAAAGUAUUAUCGGAAAGCGGCAACAGUAACAACAACAACAACAACACCGCCAGAGGAGCAGGCCACACGAAUCACGGCGACCUCGAGGCCUUGCGAGACCUACGCAACCUCAGCUCCAUCGUGUCCGAAGUCGAGCGGAGGGCGGCGGCGUUACGCGAAGCCAUUGAUGCCCACCGUCGAGACAAUGAGGCUCGUCGCGCCAUGUCCGACGCGACUCGGCAGCAGACCGCGCAGCUAGCCGCCACCUUGUCGGCCCUCCCCGAACACCUCCCGCAUGCCGCGGAGGAGGUGCCCGCCGCGCGGGAGGCUGCUGUGAUGGCCAACGCGGCUGCUGAUGAUGACGCUGCUGCUGCUGCUGCUGUGUCGACGGUCCCUCCUGCGCCUUCGGGUGGCGGCAACCGAAGAGCAAAAGCCAAAGCGGCAGAGCCAGCGGGCGGUGGGCGAGACGCCGAGCCGAACGUCGCCACCGGGCGCACGGUGAUGCCCAAGGUUGUUCCGGUAGAGCUGGUGACGGUGGGGGAACUGAACGGCGUGCCGAGGUCCACGCGGGGGCGGUUGACGAUCGAGCAGGUUAAUGCGGCGGUUACGGACAUCCAGAAGGCGAUAGAGAGAAGACAUGCCUUUCUCUCCAAACCUCGGAAGAAAAUGUCGGAGAAGCAGCGAGGUCGCCUGGAAGAGCUGCUGGGGCAGGAGGUGCCAGCGCACGGCGGGCGGCCAUUCAUCGCGGAGCCGGAUCUGAGAGCGCUCCCGUCCUUCAAGAAAGGAGAGAUGACAGCCAAGGCACUCAUCGCGACGCUGCGAAAUCUGAAGCGAUUGAAGGGGGUACGCGGAGCGGGCAUGAUGACGUACGUUGUGUAGGGGGGGGGCGUGGACGACACGACCACCGGCGACCACUCAAGGAUGAGGAUGCAACUGUGGCACGAGUAUGGGUUCGCCGGGUGUAGACCAGCCUAGCCUAGCCUACUGGUGCUGCCAUCUACGUGUCCGGAGGCUUCUGCCUCGUGGUUGAAUGACGUCGGCUACCGACCAGCCUGCUGGUUAUCGCUGCCAUAUCUAGGAGUUGAACAAUAGUUGCUGUUGGUGCCCCGUUUUGCCGCAGCGUAUACUGAGCGCAAGAGGCAAAGCGAACAAAGAAAGGCCGAGAGAGGUUGGGGGGAGGGGCAGGCAGACAGAGCGGUGCGUGGGGCCAGCCGUAUGAAU